AUGACGAACAAGGUUUCGGACGACGAGUUUGGGGAGUACAUAAACGGAUCACCGCUGAACGUCCCUCUAGAUACAGGAAUGAAAAACUCAGCCGAAUUCACUAAGGCCAAGGUAACGACGGAUUCCGGAUUCGGAACGAGUGGGACUAGGCUCGAACAAAUUCAUCAAUCGGACCAAUUGAGAGUAACUUCUGAGCAGGAAUCUGAUGAAGACAUGGAAAAUUACUUGAUCUUUGAACGGGAUUUGAGAAUUUUUCGAUUUUUUGGUGAUAUAUUGGGCGUUGAUAUGGAAUUCGAUUGGAAGCCUGGGUUUCUGUUUUGUGUCAGUUUGUUUCUCAUUUUUGUGAUUGUCUCUCAACUAACAUACACACAAUAUCUGCACGUCGUAAAUAAGAACUACUAUAGGCUUUUGGAGACGUUGGCGUGCUACGGCAUCACGAUAUCGAUGGUGCUAAAAAUUGUGACAUUCCUCAAAAGUUUUCGAGCGGCAAGAGCACUAAUCAAUUCUACAAUGAGGGUGUGUAAGGCGAAUAAGGGUGGUGGUCGAGCAGCUAAAGUUCGAGACCGUUUACUAUACAAUUCUCGAUUCUACAUGUGGACCACCAUUGUUGUCAUGGCAUCAAUUACCAUUUUUCUCGCUUAUCCAACAAAAGCUUUUUUUGUGGAUCAUGAAUUUGUUCCCUUACUGCCAAUCGAAUAUAUGUUUGUGGACUUGUCAACAUUGUCUGGAUUUAUUACAGCAAACCUAAUAUCGUCGCUUUUGGGCGUUUUUGCCAACGUUGCUACCGUGUAUUCCAUCCUAAUGAUUGUCUCAAUAAUUCUGAACUACUCCAUAUUCGUUGAUAUGUUUGAAGAAGAUGUGAAGUCUUUAGAUGAGAUGUGGAGCAGUGCAUUAGAUACAAGUGUCACGUAUCGACAUUCUUUCUUAAGAAACAUGUGUCGGAAACAGCAAGACAUGGAUGCAUACGUUGGAGAAAUAAAGAGACUUCUGGACGACUACAUUUUUCAUUACUUCAUUGCUUCAUAUUUGGGUCAAAUCAUUUGUUUGUUUCAAAUUGUCGUCAGUGAUUGGAAAAGUGGUUACGCCAUUGCAUAUGGUAUGUUUUUGGAAAUGAUGUUCUAUUGUCUAAUGGGAACGAAGAUAUCAUCUGAAAACGAACGAAUUAUGAGUGCCCUACAACAGUCAAACUGGUUCUCAUAUGACGUGUACUCGCAAAAAGUAUUUUUGAUCUUAUGGGUGGCAGGCUCAAACGCGAACGAAAUGUGGAUAGGUCCACUGGCACCACUGAGCGUUUUAACAGGAACGGAUGUUGUGAAGAGCAUCUACUCGUACUUCAAUAUAAUGCUUGAAGUUGUUUAGGAAUUCUCGGUGUUGCUCUUCAACUAUUCCGCAUUGGACGCCUCUGCUUUUGAUUUUGCUGGUCUAGCAUUGUA
Molecule: messenger RNA, 1433 nt
Organism: Bradysia coprophila
Lineage: Eukaryota; Metazoa; Arthropoda; Insecta; Diptera; Sciaridae
Biological process (GO): detection of chemical stimulus involved in sensory perception of smell; sensory perception of smell
Cellular component (GO): plasma membrane
Molecular function (GO): odorant binding; olfactory receptor activity
Source: RefSeq, a predicted model, not a curated record